GAACCAGUGAGGAGGUUGAGCGCUUCGAUAAGCCCUUCGAACCCCUGCUCUGGAUCCUCGUGUUAUCCAGUCACCGUACCAAGAUCGCCCAGCGACCCCCCAGUACCCUACGCUAGGCCCUGCCAGCACGAUCCCUCUAGCACUAGAACAAUGCUACCUGUCCGUGCUCUCGACACCACCACGGUGGACCCUGGACACCAAGAUGCGGGCAGCAGUAUUAAUCGGAUGGCGGCCGCUCCUGAACCUGCGGUCAAGGACCGACCCUUUACUACGACACAAUCUGUCGCCAGCUCCAGCCGCCCGUCGACUGCGACAUCUGGGGUCGAGACUACCCCAUCUGGCAAUCCUCAAUCGUUCGCCCAGCGGGUAGUCCAGCAGCAACCACAACCGACUCCCACCACGAAGCGGAACAUGCAGAACGACUCCUCCCGGGAAACCGGCGGGAUGAGCGAAAUCGAGCGAGGGGCACCAGGUGACCCCAUCGGCCGGCGAAGAUCUCAGCUCAAUCCUGACGUACAAAAGAUGAAGAAUGCAUACUUCGAGAAUGAGUUCGCAGCCACAAAUAGAGACCCGGACCCACUUCGCACCCAGCAAGAGAGUCGGGCCAUUAUCAUGGCAGAAUUCCGAACAAACGUGAUCAUCGACGACGAGUUCAACUUUAUGAUAGACUUGACAUUUCUUCUCUCGUCCCGCUACCAAAGGCCAGUGUCCUCUAUAGUCGUAGCUGUAACACACAGCUGCUGCUUGAUGUUUGGUGGCUCUUUCGACUCAGCAUACACCUUGACAAUCCACACCUUGCCGAGUCUUACGCAACCCAUCACGAAUAAGCGCAAUGCCGCAUUGAUUCAGAGGCAUUUCGAAGAUAAGCUAGGCGUCAACCCAUCCCGAGGUUACGUGCGCUUUGUUCCCACGCCAGGUGACGAAGUGGCUUGUGGGGGACGAACUCUCACAGCCGAUCCUGAAGAACUGGACAAGGCCGGCUCUGGCGACGACAAUGUCUCGAUGACACGAAAAGCAUCAAAGCAGAAAUCCAAUCGGAGGUUGAGACCAAAGUCAUUCGCCAACGUCAAAACCUCGUCAGCACUCGACCUAAAAGUCCCCACGCCACCACCAAGUGCAAGAAGUGAACACAUGCAUAUUCCUCCAAUUCCAGAGGUUCCUCCCACGCCAACUGAGGACAGAGGAUUGCUCGGCUCGAGUGAACAAGGACGGAGGACGGCAGGCCGCCGGAAGAGCUUCAAAUUUAGCCUUUUUGGCAGCAAUAAGGCAGCAGCAACGCCCGAACUGCGCCCAAAUACGUCCUAUUCGUAAGACCUUACUGUAGGGCGGAUUGCGAGGCUGGUGGGGAUUUGCAAUAACAAGCUGUGUUGAGCUCACUUGGCAAGGCUGCGUUUCUCUCUCGAUUUCCCAAAUGGACAUUAU
Microdochium trichocladiopsis is the source of this 1422-nucleotide messenger RNA. RefSeq lists its product as uncharacterized. Lineage: Eukaryota; Fungi; Ascomycota; Sordariomycetes; Xylariales; Microdochiaceae. The transcript has 3 exons. Gene Ontology annotation, molecular function: phenylpyruvate tautomerase activity. The record is from RefSeq and is a predicted model, not a curated record. The coding region runs from base 151 to 1311 and encodes 386 amino acids.